AUGGACGCAGAGGCACUUGUUGAAUCAUCACCAGUAACGUUAGUGGAUCUCUUGAACAACACCCUCAUCUGGCGCGAGACGGCUCCUUACCUUCCGGCCGGAAGUGUUUUGGCAUUGUCUGCCACAGCACGGGCUCUUCGACAUACCAUUUGCGAGUCGCCAGAGACGUUCCGACAUCUAAAUCUCACCUUGGUCAAAUCCGCUACUCUUCUUGACACCAGCCCUAUUGAUAGUGGUGGCAAAUCAUGGCGUGCUGAGCGCAUGGACGAAUCCCUAACAGAAGAUGAAUUCUUCUCCGGCCCGUUGCGAGGUGUCUUCUCGAAGCUCGAGCGUCAACACUUGCUUCAGAAUGUCAAAACACUGAUCCUGGACGGCCUCAGCGUACCAGCGGAGCUCGUCCGGGAGAUUGUUCUGGAAGACCGCUUCAAUGUCAAGAUUCUCAGCAUCCGAGACGUCACCAACAUGAAUCAAAGAGGCUUGCAGUCAGUAAUCCGUUACAUUGUAAGGCCCUCCGCUUCAAGGUCACCUAAAUUGAAGGGCCUUUAUCUGUUUGGUCGUAAGGACGCCCCGGAAGCACUCUCACAUAGAGCUCAAACCGUACCUUCAAGCCGUGUAUCUACGGGUGUCAUGUCAUCGGAGGGUGCUCAGAUCGGUGCUGCGUGGAACUCAAGAUCUGAGGUGGCGCUCUCUGCGUCACUCAAUCACAAUCAGCCCUUAGACGACUGGUGGAAGACCAGAGGUAACGUUUGGGACACCGAAGGCAGCACCAAACAUACUCCUGCACCAGAUUGGGCCGAUAUAUUGCUCGCAUGUCAAGGCAUCAUAGCCUUUGAUGCAGUGCUCUGUCGCGGUCCGAGGCAUGAUCCCUCUAGAACAACAUCGGACCGGCUACUACGGCCUGCCAUCGCGAACAUCGCACUCGGUUCAAGAGGUUGCGAAUCAUGCGGUUCCUGCCCCGAACAGCCCGCGGUCUUCGACCGAGACGCGGAUUUCAACUUCCCGUUGCUGGCUCCUCCUCCGCUGCAUGCCAGCACGGUGAGAUCUGCACAGAGACCCAUUGUACAGGACGCCGACGUGCCGCCAUUGAUUCUACGAUGCUUAGAGUGUCUUCGCGAGCGGUGGUGCGAAAGAUGCAACAAGUGGUGGUGCGAGGACUGUUACCGAGAGCCUGUCUCACGAGCAAAGAGACAGCAUCCUAAUUCGCCUGAGGAUGGCUUACAGAACGAUGGUGGUUGGGCUCUGGAAGCUUUGAGCGCAAAUGCUGCAGUAAAGGUAUAUUCCAAUCUUUGCGUCGAGACCUGCCUCGUAGGCGAGAUGUUGCCUGUAGCCGAUGGCAUGUGGGGAUGA
This is a messenger RNA of Aureobasidium uvarum, 1347 nucleotides long. The record is from the annotation of a GenBank genome assembly. NCBI's taxonomy places the organism in Eukaryota, Fungi, Ascomycota, Dothideomycetes, Dothideales, Saccotheciaceae.